Messenger RNA from Saxophila tyrrhenica, 1068 nucleotides. RefSeq lists its product as uncharacterized. The transcript has 2 exons. Bases 1 to 1068 code for a protein of 355 amino acids. Lineage: Eukaryota; Fungi; Ascomycota; Dothideomycetes; Mycosphaerellales; Extremaceae. The record is from RefSeq and is a predicted model, not a curated record.
AUGGAUUCGAAUGGGACGAUCAGCGCGCGCAAGGCGGCAUGCCGACAAGAGCUGAAGGAGCUGCACGCUGGGCUGAAACUCGUCUUGCUCAUCUUCAACGCCGCCGUCCGCAAGCACUGCCCGAUUAUCAACGCAGUCAGCGAGCGCGACAUGGAGGACGCAAUCGACCGCCUGCUUCGUAACCUCACACCCAACAUCGCCACCACCCUUCGCCCACUCGCCACUCAAUCCUUUCUCGAGACAUCGGUGAUGCAGCUCGCAUCCACUUUCAUGAAGGGUGUCACGAUUCUCAAGACGAACGUCCCGAAGCCCCCUAAGGUGACCCACGGAGGCAUGGAAGACUACAAGAAGUGCGUGGAUGACUACAAAGAAUACCACGAGGCAGUGCGCGACUCGAUUCGUGCUGCUCUCCCGUCCUCCAUCGUCCACGGCAUCCGCAACCUCCAACUGGACUGCUCGUUCUACUCAUCCGGCUUGAUCCCAGGCUUUUGGGGAUCCUCCACAACCGACCUUCAGCUCACGACAAGCAAUCUCCAGUUCCUCCACCAGCAACUCCUGCAUCUCGCCAAUCUCCUCUUCCGGCUCGAUCACAGCGUCAGUAGCUUCGUUGAAUACGAGAUGGACACUUACGCCACAGUGCUCUCCGACCGUGGCAACCCCGACUAUAAUGGUGUCACUCUUCCAUACGCAUUCCUCGAGCUAUUGAUCGCUCUCGAGUUCUGCGGCCCCAAGGAGACAGUCAUUGUUCUCAACGUGUGCGACUAUGGCAAGCAGCUCUGGGAUGGGAAGGAAGUCGUAGUGACGGAAUCACCGACAGAGACACUGGUAAAGAUGCUGGGAGGGCUGGAGUUUACGACGAUCAAGUCGUUGCGCAAGGCGAAGGAGGUGAAGGAGAAAGGGGCAGAAGCAAAAGAGGGGGAGGCUAAAGAGGUGGAGGCCAAAGACGCGGAGGCGAAGGACACGGAGACGAAAGAAGCAGAGCCGAAAGAAGCGAAAGCGAAGGAGACGAUGCUGGAGGACGAGCAGGUGGAGGAGAACGGCGCAGAGGUGGGAGCAGGGCUUGCAUAA